UUCUUAUGCUACUGAAGACCAUAAAUAAAUAAAUAAAUAAAUAAAUAUUAUUAUUAUUAUUAUUAACAAAUGCAUGAAAUGUAAAUGUCAUUAGCCCACUUGAAAUUUCUGACAGCUAGUCUUCUUAUGCUACUGACGACCAUAAAUAAAUAUAUUAUUAUUAUUAUUAUUAUUAUUAUUAUUGUCCGGACUCAUCCUGGACGGUGCUGUUGAUUUUGUCCACCCCAAUUUCAGAUAACACAAGGCAGGCACCUGUGGUUGGAAAAAUUACACGCUAGGCAAGAGUUAACUCAGCCGACUGAAGGGUUAACUCAGUGAGGAAAUGUUUAGUUUUGUGGCGGAGAAGCACCAACCACACCCCCGGCGAUAGAUGGCGGCCUUUCAGAUCUUUAGCGAGAAAUAGAUGGAAACAUCGAAAGCGGUAGGCAUUAAUAAUGAAUCUCUCAAAAUUCCUUGAAAAGGAGGUAUCCUCUCUCCUUUCUCCUUUAAAUUCCUUGAAAAGGAGGGGUAUCCUCUCCUUUCUCCUUUCUCCUUUCUCCUUUCUCCUUUCUCAUUAAAAAAAAAAAAAACAGAGAGAGUAUUGCCUUUUGGAAUGUAUGUUUCAUGACGCUCAAAAUUAAAUAAUCUUUCCCGUUCCCUUUAACCCAGAGAUUAUCACCGUCAACCCUUCCUCCCUUCCUUCUCAAAAUCCACUAGGAGAUAUACAUCUCUCCCUCUCUCUCUAUACCCAUCAGAUUAAAUAUUAAAUGCCAGCGGGGUCCACUCUUCUCUACCAAACCACAAACCACACCUCUUCUCUCUCUCUCUCUCACACACACACACACACACACACACACACACACACGCUCGCUGUUUGUCUUCAUAGCACAAAUGGUGAAAUAAGUUAGCACUGUCUACCCUUCUCCGCCGCCCCCAUCUUCCUUUUUCUUCCUCUCCAAAAUACCAUUUCUACGCCUUCUUUCCUUCAUCUUCUUCUCCUCUCCUUUUCCCGCAUACCCUCUACUUCCAAUUCCCUUAUUUCCCUUGUCAGGAGCUCCGGCAAGGCUUUUCCGACCACCGCCAUGGCCAAACUUGCGGUGGAAGUCAUACAAGCAACCGACCUCAUGCCCAAAGACGGCCAAGGCUCCGCCAGCCCUUUCGUGCAGGUCCACUUCGACGAGCAGAUGCGCCGAACUCAAACCAAGCCCAAAGAUCUCAAUCCCCAUUGGAACGAAAAGCUGAUCUUCGACGUCAAAGACCCCAGAGACCUCCUCGUCAAGACAAUUGACGUCAACGUCUGCAACCACCGCGAAGGCGACCACUACAAAUUCCUCGGCCGUGUUCGGAUCUCCGGCAGCUCCGUUCCGACAUCCGAGUCGGUCGCCGAACCCGAAUGCUACCCCCUUGAGAAAAGGGGUCUUUUCUCUCGCAUUAAAGGAGACAUAACUCUCAGAUUUUAUCUGUUUCUCGACUAUCAGGCCUCCUCCCCAAAGGAAAGCAGAAAAAAGGUUGAAAUUCCUGAGCCUCCGCCGCAGGAAGUUGAUGUUAACCAUGAAAACUUUCAGGACAUUAAGCAUCAGGAAACGAAGAAGAAGAAGAGUAAGGAAAAAGAGGUAAGGACUUUUCAUUCUAUCGGCACCAGCUCAGGCGCCGGCGGUCCCCCGCCGCAGCACCAGCCGCCGCCUGCUGCCGCCAAUCCUCUGAAACCUGCAGCCGCAGUCGAAACAAGGAGCGAUUUUGCGCGAGCUGGGCCAGCGGCGACGACCGUAAUGCAUAUGCAGGCCCCAAGGCUGAACCCGGAGUUCCAAUUGGUGGAGACGAGGCCGCCAGUGGCGGCGCGUAUGGGCUACAGGGGAGGGGACAAGAUGUCCAGUACCUACGAUCUGGUGGAGCAGAUGCACUACUUGUAUGUGAAUGUGGUGAAGGCCAGGGACCUUCCGGUAAUGGACAUCACCGGCAGCCUCGACCCCUACGUGGAAGUGAAGCUCGGGAACUACAAGGGCGUCACCAAACACUUGGAGAAAAACCAGAACCCCGUGUGGAACCAAAUCUUCGCCUUCUCUAAAGAGAGGAUACAAUCCAACUUGAUCGAUGUGACGGUGAAGGACAAGGAUUUGAUCAGCAAGGAUGAUUUUGUGGGGAGAGUGGGUUUCGACCUCUUGGAGGUCCCUCUUCGUGUACCGCCAGACAGCCCAUUGGCACCGCAGUGGUACAGAUUGGAGGACAAGCGUGGGAUGAAGACUGGAGGAGAGGUUAUGCUGGCGGUGUGGAUGGGGACACAAGCCGACGAGUCCUUCCCGGAUGCAUGGCACUCAGACGCGCACUCCCUCCGGCACGAAAGCCUCGCCAACACACGAUCCAAGGUCUAUUUCUCCCCCAAGCUCUACUACCUGCGCGUCAACGUAAUCGAGGCUCAGGAUCUCGUCUUGUUCGAUCGAAGCCGCGCUCCAAGCAUAAUCGUAAGAGUACAUCUGGGAAAUCAGAACAGGGUCACUAGUAUUCCGGCCCGAUCGCUGACGAACACUCACGUAUGGAAUGAGGAAUUCAUGUUCGUCGCGGCGGAGCCCUUUGAAGAUUUCAUAAUCGUCUCCAUCGUGGACAGGGUCGGACCCGGCAAAGAUGACCUCUUGGGAACGCUGGUCUUGCCUGUGAGAGAGUUACCGACAAGGCUCGAUCACCCAAAGUUCCCUGAGCCCCGCUGGUUCAAUCUCCUGAAACCUUCACAGGGCGAGGACGACGGAGGGAAGAAGGAAAUAAAGUUCUCGAGCAAGAUCCAUCUCCGGCUCUGUUUGGACGCAGGGUACCACGUACUCGACGAGUCCACGCAUUUCAGCAGCGAUCUCCAGCCGUCGUCCAAGCACCUCAGAAAGGGGAGCAUCGGGAUUCUGGAACUGGGGAUCUUGAGUGCCCGAAACCUGCCACGGAAAGACGGCCGGGCCACCGACGCCUACUGCGUCGCAAAGUACGGGAACAAGUGGAUCCGAACCAGAACCAUUCUGGACACCUUAAACCCCCGCUGGAACGAGCAGUACACUUGGGAAGUCUACGAUCCGUGUACUGUGAUCACUGUCGGUGUCUUCGACAAUUCUCACAUCAAUGGCAGUAAGGAGGACGCCAAAGACCAGCGAAUUGGGAAGCUGAGAAUCCGGUUAUCGACUCUCGAAGCCGAUCGGAUUUACACCCACUACUAUCCCCUGCUUGCCCUGCAGCCCCCCGGGCUAAGGAAACAUGGGGAGCUCGAGCUGGCUGUGAGGUUCACCUGCACCGCUUGGGUCAACAUGGUGACCCAGUAUGGCAGGCCUUUGCUGCCUAAAAUGCAUUAUGUUCAGCCCAUUUCCGUCCGCCACACGGACUGGCUCCGCCACCAGGCAAUGCAGAUUGUGGCAGUCCGGCUUGCCCGGUCAGAGCCGCCCCUGCGCAGGGAGGUCGUUGAGUAUAUGUUGGGCGUGGACGACCACAUGUGGAGUCUGAGGAGGAGCAAGGCCAACUUCUCCAGGAUAAUGUCUGUCCUCUCGGGUGUCACCGCCGUGUGCCGGUGGUUUGACAGCAUCUGCACCUGGAGAAAUCCCGUCACAACAUGUUUGGUUCACGUGCUGUUUUUGAUUUUGGUCUGUUAUCCAGAACUGAUGUUGCCUACUUUCUUCCUCUACCUCUUCGUGAUUGGGAUGUGGAACUACCGGUUCAGGCCUAGACACCCUCCCCACAUGGACGCUCGUCUUUCGCAUGCUGAAUUUGCACACCCGGAUGAGCUCGACGAGGAAUUUGACACAUUCCCGACGUCUCGGCAACCAGACAUAGUGAGGAUGAGGUAUGACCGGCUUCGCAGCGUGGCUGGGAAGGUGCAGACGGUGGUUGGAGAUUUGGCCACACAGGGGGAGAGGGCUCUGGCGCUGCUAAGCUGGCGAGAUCCGAGAGCCACAGCCAUCUUUAUCAUUUUCUCGUUGAUCUUGGCCGUGUUCAUAUACGUGACUCCAUUCCAGGUUGUGGCAGUCCUGCUCGGGCUCUUCCUGCUGCGGCACCCCCGGUUCAGGACAAAGCUGCCUUCAGUCCCUAUAAAUUUCUUCAAAAGAUUGCCAUCCAAGUCGGACAUGCUGCUAUGAAAUAGAAGAUUGUGGUUUCAGCGGUUGCUUAUUCUUGUCCAAGUGUAAAGACGAUUCGGUUAAUAAACCCGCCAAUAUAAAAUAUAAAUAUCAUACCCUAGAGAAACAGAGGAAGCCAGAAUAACAAAUUUGUGCUUUUUUUUUUUAUCCCUGCUACCGAGGCCUGUAGAAUAAAUCUCACAUCUCUGAGACUUCGAACAUUGAUUACGCCUAUGGAGAUCGACGCCUGUAGAAUAAAUCUCAUCUGAGUUUGAACA
Messenger RNA from Malania oleifera, 4336 nucleotides. Its product is annotated as multiple C2 domain and transmembrane region protein 6. The record is from RefSeq and is a predicted model, not a curated record. The transcript has a single exon. Bases 1062 to 4079 code for a protein of 1005 amino acids. NCBI's taxonomy places the organism in Eukaryota, Viridiplantae, Streptophyta, Magnoliopsida, Santalales, Ximeniaceae.